Hirsutella rhossiliensis is the source of this 705-nucleotide messenger RNA. RefSeq names its product phospholipase/Carboxylesterase domain-containing protein. NCBI's taxonomy places the organism in Eukaryota, Fungi, Ascomycota, Sordariomycetes, Hypocreales, Ophiocordycipitaceae. Gene Ontology annotation, molecular function: carboxylic ester hydrolase activity; palmitoyl-(protein) hydrolase activity. Gene Ontology annotation, biological process: protein depalmitoylation. The transcript has a single exon. Gene Ontology annotation, cellular component: cytoplasm. The record is from RefSeq and is a predicted model, not a curated record. Bases 1 to 705 code for a protein of 234 amino acids.
AUGGACUCUACUCUGGCCCCCAUGGCCGUCGCGCCGAUGGCGGUUCACUCGCACACCAUUGUGUUCCUGCAUGGCCGCGGUGACAACGCGGCCAGCUUCGCGACCUCUUUGCAGCACUCGACCGACUCCCGUCGCCGCACGCUCCGCGCCGCCUUUCCAUCCUUCCGCUGGGUCUUCCCUCGCGCGCCGCUGAGCGAGUGCGCCGCGUUGGGCGGCCAGAAGACGUCCCAGUGGUUUGAUAUCUGGAACGUCACCGACUUCUCGCAACGGGAGCUUCUGCAGGCACCCUGCCUCAAGGACAGCGUCGCUCGCAUCCUCCGGCUCCUCCACGAGGAAGCGGCCUUGCUGGCCGGCAUCAGUCAGGGGGCCGCCACCACCACCCACGCGCUACUCAACCUCAGCUUGCCGGCCCCGAGUUCUACUCAUGCAGACGCAGGGCCGAGGCUGGGGGCGUAUCUGGGCUUUUCGUGCAGGAUGCCCUUUCCGGGGAGAAGCCCGGCCGAGACGCGGGCGAUACUCGGCCUCGGCGACGACGUGCCUACGAGCAACGAGGUCCUGCGCAAUACACCAGUGCUGCUGGAGCACUGCGUCGAUGAUCCUCUGGUGCUCGUCGCCAACGGACGAGUCUUGCGCGACACGCUCGUAGGCUUUGGCGCACAGGUGUUGUGGAAUGAAUAUCAGCAAGGCGGGCACUGGUUCAAUUAG